ACAGAAGUUUCAGUCAGAUUUCGAACGACCGGCCGAGCGCAUUGUUUUGCGUGCUUGUUUUGUGCCAAGAAAAACGUGUUUCAUCCCGGGAGAGGACGAAUUUCUCCGGGUAGUUUUCGGUUAAUUUCGCAAUCGGGUUGCGUGAAAUUUGUUAUAAAGUGUCUGAAAUUCCCAGUUCACAAUGAGUAAAGAGGAGGAAGUCCCCGCUAGAGUGACCCGUGGAGCCCUCCGGCGGAUGUCGGUGGAACAGGAACCGACUCCUUCGGCACCCGGAACGCCGAAAAAGACAACAGUUACUGGAGGCGGUGCCACAGCCGCAAAGAAACUAGCCGUGCUCGAUGCCAUUCAGGAAGGAAGCAGCAAUGGACCAUCCGAUGCCGAGCUGGAGGAAGAUUCCGGUGGUCGUGGGGCGAAGGGCAAGAAGGACACAUCACUGGUAGGGAAUCGCUCCGUUCACAAGGUGAAGGAGCAGGACAAGAAGGGACCCCCAAAUCGUCAACUGGUGUCCUCGUUGACCGAGGAGAACGUAAGUCUUCUGGACAGUUUUGGCCUUGAGGUCCGCAGAACUCCGCGGAGGCGUCCGUCGCAGGAUCUGACCCUCACGCCGCAGACACUUCCCAAGCGAGUAACCCGCCGGAACAGUGUCACCUCGGACGAUGGCAAUUUGGCGGCGGCCACUCCAAAGGCCUCCAGAACCCGCCACAGUAUUGCGGCUCCGCCCAUAAUCGUGGAGGACGACGAGAAGGAAGAGCAUCCUCCGAAUGCCACGGAAACGGCAGAGGCGGACCUGUCCGAUCUGGAUAUCCGGAAGCUAAGGAAUAGAUCGAUUUCCAAUUCUCCCAUUCCGAGGGCUUCGCCUUCCGGGAAGAAUGCCUCUAUGACGUCCGGGACGAGCCCGGUCAAAGCCGGAAACGAAACAGCGAGUCCCCAGAAGACGGAACUGCAGGAGAGCGAAUCCUUUGUCGAUGUGGUGUCGAUCACUCCGGUGAAGAGCGGACAGAAUCAGGAAGAGGACAAGCAGGAGCAGGAGAAACCAUUGAAGAAGGAUGUGCACUUUGACGAGGGGACGCCGGAUCAGCUGAACAAGAGCAAGUACCCGAAGACGCCGGUUGCCGCCUCCGGGGAGAAGCGGCGCAAGCUGAGCGAGAAGUUGGCAGUUGAAGACGACGAUGAAUCGGUUUCGACGACCUCCGAUGUCAUCAUCGUUGAUGAAACCAUCAAGGAAUCGCCGAAAGAGGCCAACCAGCCGCCAGCAACGCCCAAGACCCCCACGAAGGCAAGCGAAUCGCCCAAAAAAGUUCAGAAAAUAACCGUAGUCGAUGAAACAAUCAAGGAGUCCCCCGUCAAAGCUACUCCGGUUAAAGCGUCGCCGAAAACUCCCUCCAAAGCAAGUGGAACGCCCAAAAAAGCCAGCGAAACGCCCAAAAAAGCCGCGGACGAACCCUCGGAAGAAGUGGAAGAAUCCCUGAACGAAUCCAUCGACGCCUCGAUAGCGGGCAUCGUCGAUCAGGUCCGCGAGGACAUGAACCGGACGGAUCUGUCGAUGUCGAUCCUGGGAACGCCGAAGCCCACCAAGGGCAAGUCCCACUUCUCCCAUCUGCGCGAGGGUUCCUCGUCGACACCGAUCGCUGCCAAACAGGCACCUCUGGACGAGAUUCCGGAGGAGGAACAGAAGGAUGGGGAGGAGGUGACACCACCGGCUUCGAAAUCGUGGAGCCAAGCCGUGAAGGGAUCCGGCAAGGGCAAGGGCAUCGAUGUGUUCAGCGUGAGGAAGCAGGAAGAGGAAGAGAAGCGGGAGGAAGAGGUGAAGACGCUGAACGAGUCGCUGAAGAGGAAGUCGUUGGAGAAGAAGCUGUCUUUGAGGGUGAACGAGGAGGAUGAAGAGGAGGACGAGGAAGAUGAAAUCGACGCUUCGCAGAAGAGGAGCAGCUUUGUGGACGACGAAGCAAUGGAGGUGGAUGAGUAUGAGUCGGGCGACUCAAUGGACAGUGAAACUCGAGCGGAGAUUGAGAAUAAUAAGGCCGAUGAGUUCGGAGAGAGCAUCGGUAGCCAGGAUACGGACGAGGAGGAUGAGGAAGAUGAGGAUGACGAUUCGUUCAUCGCGUCGGAUGGCGAAGAGGUGGGCGAACUGCUGGAUGGCACCGGUGACGAUCUGCACUCGGAAGAGGAAGCUGACCGAUCGAGCAAGAAGAAGGAGAAAAAGCGAAAGCGCAUCGUGCAACAGUUGGAUUCUAGUGAGGAUGAGAAGGAAACGUCCAAGGCGGAGAAAUCGACGGCGAAUGAGAGAAAUGUGUCGUUAGCUAAAUCUCCUAAGAAGGGCGAUACUUCCAAGCGCUCGGACGUUUCGAAGACUGAUUCAGUUAAUGAGAGUAAAGUCUCGGUAACUAAAUCGCCGAAAAAGGGUGAUACCUCCAAACUUUUGGGCGUUUCGAAGAUUGAUUCGCCCAAGAAGACUCCGGCGAAAACCGUUGAUGUGAAAUCGCCGAAAAAGACCCCUGCUAUGAAGUCUUUGGAUAAGGAAGAAGUCCAGGAGACAUCAACUGAGGAUUUGAAUGCCUCUACAACAGUUGAAGAAACAACAACAGCAUCUCCGAAGAAGAAUACAUCGCUUCAGCAAGGUCCAGAAUCGCCCGCAAAGGUCACCUCUUCAAGCGACGUCGUCGAAUCACCCAAGUCACCGAAGAAGACUCCCGCAAAAGCAUCGCCCCAGGCCGAAACAAAGGAAGCCAAGAGCGCCGAAAAGCGUCGCUCGUCAAAUGCUAUGGAAGACACGUCGGACACGGUCAAGUCGCGCAAGUCACUCCCAACACCGGCCCUCAUUUCGGCCGAUUUCUACUCUUCGUCGGCGAAGAAAGCCAAGCGCAACACAAUGGACGUUACGACGAAUGGCAACGGCGAGCAGAUGGCGACAGAGGAACAAUCGAAGCCAUCGACCAAGGAAGAGUUGGGCAACUUGGUAACGAAUCCAGCGGCGUUGGCUCUUGCCAAGAAGAACAAGCGACUCUCGCAGGGACUGUCCCCCGCAAGCAAGCAGGACAAACGGGCUUCCCUGCCGGGUAAGUUGCCACUCGAGAAGGAGCUGGACACUCCGCUGAAGAAGAAGAAGUCAGGCAAAAGCAAGGAAAAUUCAGGAGAGGAGACGAACGAAGAUUCAGUCGAGCCGAUGGAGGUGGAUGAGGAAGAGAUGGAACCGGAGGAGACGCAGCCAUCGCCCAAGAAGCCGAUAGUCCAGAAGAAGAAACCGAAGGAUUUGAGUGAGUUCGACACGGAAGCCAUUCUGUCGCGGUGCAACGAGAUCGUACGGGUGGAUAGAGAGAAGCGCAAGGAGAGUGCCACGCUGAGACAGAAGAAGAAGGACGAGAAACGCCGCCAGCGGGAGCAGGAGAAACAAGAAGAAGGUGCCGAGGGAGAAGCAGACGAAUCCACGGAACAACAGAAGAAGAAGAAAAAGAAGAAGAAGAAACAGGUGAACUAUCUGCUGGAGGAGCUGGGCGAAACCAAGGAGGAUCAGCUGGCUCGGGCGCUGCAGCGCAAGAUGGCCCAACUGGAGGCAAAGAGGGAGCGCAAGAAAGCGAAGAAGGCUGCCAAACUGCGCGAGCAGCUGAACAAGGAGAAUCAACAGGAGGACGGCAAACCAAUCGAAGGAAUCGCUGCCAAGUUGGAGAAGAAGGCGAAGAAAGCCAAGAAGGCGGAGAAGGAGAAAGAAGCGAAACUUGUCGUCUUGAAGCAACCGGUACCGGUGGUGAAACGAGCUAUUUCCGCGUUUGCCAUGUACAGCGAGCAGAUCGACGAACUGAAGAAGGCCAAAGCGGAGAAGAAGAAGCCAAAGAGCAAACAGCUCAAGGAGAAGAAUCAACAGCCGGCGGCUCCGACAGCCGUAGAAGAAGUUCAAGCAGCACUUCAGGUUAAACAGAAGAAGGACAAAAAGCACAAACACGUGGAAGUUUCUUCGCUGGAAGUGAUGUCAUCACCGGAAGAACAUUCCAAACUGGACAAGAAAAGGGAUGUCUCCGACACGGUUGUGGAAGAACCUGUCAAGGAACUUGUCUCCGUGAAACAUAAGAAGAAAGACAAAUCAGAUGACGCAGCUCCCAAAAAGAAGGAACUCGAAAAGGUCAACACUGCCCCCCUCAAAUCGGUACUGUCCCUCGACGAUGAGCUGGCCCAGUUUAAGAAAUCCCUAUCCGAACCGAUCGCCAAAGUUGUCAAGAAGCAAAAACUAUCUCACACAGAAUCGAGCAUUGCCACUGUCACGGCCCCACGAGAAGUCACUCCACCACGCAAGACCACCACCGGUAAGUUGAAGGCCCUCUCCCGGUUGGAGGCGGGCUUCCACGAGGAACCCGUAACGCCGGAUCACAAACUGCUCAAACGGAACCACGGCUUCAAGGAGGAACCCGUCACGCCCAAGACGAUCGGAUUCAAGGUUUCCAGUGUGCUGCCUGCCGGACAGGAAGCCCUCAAACAGGAAGCCAUCGUUGCCAAGAAGAAGAAAACCUACCACAACACGAACCGCAUUCGGCCGGAGGAUGUGAAGGAACCUGCGAAGGGACUGCCCCUGCCCAUCUGGACGCGAUCCGGAACGUUCGAAGUGGAGGAACUGUCGGAAGGAAAGUCGAAGAAAUCCUCUAAGGGGUCGAGCGAUUACGUGCCACUGAGCGUCAACGGAGGCGCUCACAGUAGUGCGACGGAGUUCCUGGUGAAACCACUCGGCGGUAAGAGCGCCAAGAGGGAGGACAAAACGAGCGGAGGCGUAUCGAAGGUGCACCGGAUCGAUACGGCCACCGUGGACGACUCGGUGAUCAACUUCAAGAAACAGGCCAUUUUCGGUAAGAAUGCACAUCUGAGGGAGAAGAAGUCGAAACAUUGAGGCCGGGGCGGCGCGUUUCAGUUCUAUCUUUCGCUUUCUUUUCUUACUACUGAAUGUUUUGUAUCGUUUGUAUCGUUAAGCCUUUGAAAAUGAAUAUCUUUUAGUUCGUUUUUAAGGAAUACAUAGUUGUUCAUACUUCAA
Molecule: messenger RNA, 5011 nt
Organism: Aedes aegypti (yellow fever mosquito)
Lineage: Eukaryota; Metazoa; Arthropoda; Insecta; Diptera; Culicidae
Product: titin homolog
Exons: 4
Coding region: 182-4870 (1562 amino acids)
Source: RefSeq, a predicted model, not a curated record